Ustilaginoidea virens is the source of this 2184-nucleotide messenger RNA. RefSeq lists its product as uncharacterized. Gene Ontology annotation, cellular component: endoplasmic reticulum. The record is from RefSeq and is a predicted model, not a curated record. Gene Ontology annotation, molecular function: protein disulfide isomerase activity. Lineage: Eukaryota; Fungi; Ascomycota; Sordariomycetes; Hypocreales; Clavicipitaceae. The coding region runs from base 1 to 2184 and encodes 727 amino acids. The transcript has 3 exons.
AUGAGACUGAGCGCCUGGUCGCUCCUGGCCAGCGCUGCGGCUCUGGUCAGGGCGAAGGAGAAUUCCGAUGCCAACAAGUCUGUGUCCCAGGGCACUGUUUUCGACCUCAAACCUGUCCCGCCCCUACUGGAGUUGUCGCCAGCAAAUUGGAAUGACGAGGUCAAUAAGACCACAUGGCUCAUAGUCAAAAACUACAGCCCUUACUGUCAUCAUUGCCAGGCUUUUGCUCCCACUUUCCAGACUCUGUACGAGUUCUAUUACACCUCCAGCACCAGCGAUGGAUCAAGCUUUGAGACAUUUUACGACUUCCGAUUCGGCAUGCUCGACUGCACCUUGUAUGGAGACCUCUGCAACGACCACGAUGUCUUGUCAUUUCCCACAACAAUUCUAUUUCGGAAUGGCCAAAAGUUUGACCAGGUUGUGGGCGCCAAAGAUAUGGACGUGGUCAGUGCAAUGAUCGAAAAGGGCCUCGAGAAGCAACAACCAGGGUCCCGACCCAAGCCUUUGGUGCUACCUAAAGCUGGUGACAAGGAAUCACCCAAGGCUAAAACCGGUGAUUCCACCAAAAAGGCGCCUGCGGAAACAGGUACAUCGAUCGACAAGGCGAGCAAGGAGACGUCAGGAAAAGAGGCUUCCAAGGACAAGGGCACGUCAGGAAAGGAGACUCCCAAGAAGAGCAACGCCAAGGCCUCUCAGAAGCCGUUUGGCAGUGGCUGGAAGGUCCCUACAGCUGGAGAGUUGGAGAAGCAGAAAAAACCCAAGAAGCCAACAGUUACGCCAAACGAAGAAGGUGUGUCGGUUUCUCUGACGGCGGAAAGCUUUCAAAAACUGGUGACGCAAACUCAGGAUGCAUGGUUCAUCAAACUGUAUGCACCUUGGUGCUCACACUGCCAAGCCAUGGGGCCAACCUGGCAGCAACUAGCCAAGACUAUGCGAGGAAAGCUCAACAUUGGCGAAGUCAACUGCGACAAGGAGACGCGCCUUUGCAAAGAUGUGCAAGUUGCUGCAUAUCCUACACUCAUAUUCUUCAAAGGCGGCGAAAGAGCCGAAUACAACGGUCUUCGCGGACUGGGCGACUUUGUUCAAUUCGCAGACAAGGCUGUUGAUCUGGCUGGCGGCGUACCCGACGUCAACGCGACAUCUUUCAAAGCAUUGGAAGAGAAGGAAGACGUAAUUUUUGUCUACUUUUACGACCAUGCCACCACCAGCGAGGACUUUGAGGCCCUGAGAAGGAUCCCUCUCAGCCUCAUCGGCCAUGCAAAACUCGUCAAGACAAACGACCCCGAGCUGUACAAGCGUUUUAGAAUCACCACCUGGCCACGUCUGUUGGUGUCCCGGGAAGGCAGACCCACGUAUUACCCGCCGAUCACGCCCGACGAAAUGCGCGAUAAGAAUGCGGUACUGGAGUGGAUGCGGUCGGUGUGGUUGCCUCUUGUGCCCGAGGUAAAUCCCUCCAACGCGCGGCAGAUUUUCAACGGCAAGAUUGUUGUCCUGGGAAUUUUGAGUCAUGUGGACCAGAAUGCCUUUUCCGGAUCCCUGCGCGAGAUGAAGACGGCUGCCAACGAAUGGAUGGACAGACAGAUUCAGGAAUUCCAGCUGGAGCGAAAGAAGCUGAGAGACUCGAAGCAAAUGAGAAUCGAAGAGGCCGAAGACCGUGAAGAUCAACGUGCGCUUCGCGCCGCCAAGGCUAUUCGCGUCGAUAUGAACAACUCUGGCCGUAAGGAGGUUGGUUUCGCGUGGGUUGACGGUGCUUAUUGGCAACGGUGGAUUCGACAGACGUAUGGGAUUGACGUCAAGGACGGUGAGAAGAUAAUCAUCAACGAUGAAGAUAACCGCCGAUACUGGGAUCAGACCGUGACUGGCAACUACAUCAUGGUCAGUCGGACGUCGAUUAUGGAGACUUUGGACAAGAUUGUCUACGGACCUCAUGUUAUCAAGCACAAACUCACAGUGUCUACCGUGGAGAAGGUCUUGCUGGACAUCAAGUCGGCGUUUGUUGAACACCCAUACCUGUCCCUGGGGUGCGUGAUAGGGAUGGGUUUUGGCACCUUGUCAUGGCUCCGCGGCCGUUCCCGCCUCGGGCGCGGCGGGCAUUUCAGACUGGACAAUACCAUGGGAGGAAUCAAGGAACUUAGGGGGGGCCUCCUGGGAGCGAAUGGGAACCCGAAUACCAAGGCUGAUUAG